GGGCGGGAGGAGGCUGGUUCUUGCCUUUCGGUCCCUCUCCGCCCCCCUCCUGCCCCUCUCGCUCGCAAGUUUGCCGCUGCGCCGCGGCGCCUCCGGAGCGGCUGGCUGCGGGCUGCCCUGCCCCGCUCCCGGCGCUGCCCGCGGCCGGCCGGGCGGGGACGGCGGCGAGCCAGGCGAGCCGGGGAGCGGCCCGCCGCCCCCGGGGAAGGCUCCGCUCCGGGGAGCUGCGGGGGGAGGCGGCUGGCACAGACGCCGAAGCUCCGCCGCCCACCCCCCGGCACCGCCGCAGUCUGCCCAGCGCCGGCAGCCCCGGGAGAUGGUGACACAUGAAGCGUGCGGGAAGGACCAUGGUUGAGAGGACCAGCAAGUUCUUGCUGAUCGUGGCCGUCUCGGUGUGCUUCAUGCUUAUCCUGUACCAGUACGUGGGGCCGGGGCUGAGCCUGGGUUCCCCCAGCGGCCGCUCCUACUCGGAGGAGCUGGACCUCUUUCCCACGCCGGACCCGCACUACGUGAAGAAGUAUUACUUCCCCGUGCGGGAGCUGGAGCGGGAGCUCGCCUUCGACAUGAAGGGCGAGGACGUGAUCGUCUUUCUGCACAUCCAGAAGACCGGCGGCACCACCUUCGGCCGCCACCUGGUGCAGAACGUGCGGCUGGAGGUGCCCUGCGACUGCCGGCCCGGGCAGAAGAAGUGCACCUGCUACCGGCCCAACCGCAGGGAGACCUGGCUCUUCUCUCGCUUCUCCACGGGCUGGAGCUGCGGGCUCCACGCCGACUGGACCGAGCUCACCAACUGCGUGCCCGGCGUGCUGGACCGCCGGGAGAGCGCCGCGGCCAAGACGCCCAGAAAAUUCUACUACAUCACCCUGCUGAGGGACCCUGUCUCCCGUUACCUCAGCGAGUGGCGCCACGUCCAGCGAGGGGCUACCUGGAAGACGUCCUUGCACAUGUGUGAUGGCAGGACACCAACCCCCGAGGAGCUGCCCUCGUGCUACGAGGGCACGGACUGGUCGGGCUGCACGCUGCAGGAGUUCAUGGACUGCCCCUACAACCUGGCCAACAACCGCCAGGUGAGGAUGCUGGCCGACCUGAGCCUGGUGGGCUGCUACAACAUGUCCUUCAUCCCGGAGAACAAGCGGGCGCAGAUCCUGCUGGAGAGCGCCAAAAAAAACCUCAAGGACAUGGCCUUCUUCGGCCUGACGGAGUUCCAGAGGAAGACUCAGUACCUGUUUGAGAGGACUUUCAACCUGAAGUUCAUCCGGCCCUUCAUGCAGUACAACAGCACGCGGGCGGGCGGCGUGGAGGUGGGCGAGGACACCAUCCGCAGGAUCGAGGAGCUCAACGACCUGGACAUGCAGCUCUAUGACUAUGCAAAGGACCUCUUCCAGCAGCGCUACCAGUACAAGAGGCAGCUGGAGAGGAUGGAGCAGAGGAUAAAGAACCGCGAGGAGAGGCUCCUGCACCGCUCCAACGAGGCGCUUCCCAAGGAAGACACCGAGGAGCAGGGGCGUCUGCCCACCGAGGACUACAUGAGCCAUAUCAUAGAGAAGUGGUAGCCCAGGCAGACUUUUGUACUCAGCAACAUCCUGGGGUUUCCAUAUCAAGAGGUCGUGGAAGUAAAACUGCAGGAAAAAAGAGAAAAGGACAAAAAUUAUUUUAUUUAAAAACGAGUCUGUAAAACAGAAGGUAGAUUGCUUCCUUAAGCGUAGGGUCUUUUUACUGUUUCUUACGAGACCGAUGAGAUUCUUAAAAAAAAGAAAAAAAAAACAAUAAAUGCAUAAAAAUAAAAAAAGGGUCAACAUUCUAAUGCAGAGAUUAAAAAAAUAUGCACAAAUGCAGUUACCCACUCAUGAGGCCAAAUGCAGAAGAAUGUUUCUUAUCCUCACAAUUUUAACACAAGUGGCAGAAGUAGGGUUUUUUAAAAAUCUGUUUAUGCCCUGAGCGUAAUGAUCUAAAGAUGCAUAAUUAACAAACAAGGAAACAGAGGUUUUCUUGUGUGGGGGAGGUGGGGUGGGAACUGCAUUGUUUGUCAGUAACUGUUAAUGGUGACUGAGUUGAGGAUGGGCCAUCCUGUCAGGCUGGGAUCUGAGCACACAGGCAGUCACAGCAUUUCAGCUGGCAGCCACUGCCAGAAAACAGAGCACCAUAAAGGAAAAAAAAGAAGAAAACCAGUCAGAGGAUGAGAAACAUUAAAGCAAAUUGACUAUGGCCUGGGAAAUGUACUUAGCACAGUGGUUCUGAUUCAUUGCACUGCUAUCACAUAUACAUAGGCAGCUUCAUCACAGAAAUAAUCGGGAAUUCAUACACCAAACUCCCAGGUUUGUUUCCUAGACAGAUCCCAAAACAAGUUAAAAGCCAACCAUAGACUCAAACCUGCACUCUCAUGUCAUCCUGUCAGCUUACACCACUACCACACAAGCCACCAUCAGUGCUGUGUGUUAACAGCACACAAAACCCUAUCCUACUUACUACAAAAAAAAAAAGGAGGAAAACUUAAAUAGUCCUUCAUAAAUCCACACAAAAUUCAGACCCUGCAAAUGAUAAGUCAUUAAUGGGAAUGCAGGGAGAGGGUGAUUUUGUUUUGUUUGUUGCUAUGUGAAAUAGUGACCCAGAAUAAGCAUCCAGACGUACUCUAGCUGUGUUAUUUCAGUUAUUUUUACUUGCUUUUAUCAAGAGGUAAUGGGCAUCAGGCUGCUUCCAGUGAAGUCACUAGAACUGAUUUAAGUGGGAACAGGAUGGGGCUCUCUUCCAGAGCUGUGAAAAUUUCUGACUGUGGGUCUGAAUUAAUGAUGAGACAGUGCACAUUGUCCUUUGGCAGGGUGCCUGUUCUGCAGCCCUUACUUUAAACGACCAAGCUGUGUUCAUAAAAGUGCAAAGGGGAAUCAUGGAUAGUGUUUUUUUAGUCUCAGACCACUCUCAAAGCAGAACUCUUUCUCUUUCAAUGCAGUUUUUUAGGGCCUCAUGUGAGUUUAAUCCUCCAGUGUGGGGACAGUCUAACCAGGUUCUGCUUACUGACUUGUGAGUCAUGGAACAACAAUGACUUCUCUAAUUCCUCUUCCCACUCACCAAAUUGAAAUAUGGCUUAUUUUUUGCUGUUGCAAGCACUUCUUUGUUUUCUGGAAGCAUGGAAAUGAGGUAGUUUUUGCCUGGUUCAUGUCUCCCUCUGUUAUUGCUCAGCCUGUAGGACCUGAACCAGCUAUUGUUUAGGGUAAACUCUGAACCAAAUGGAAUAUGAUUUCAUUUGCAAAGGCCAUGGUAACUGCAAAUCAAAUAUGGCAUUGAAGUCACUGGAGAAGAGGCAGGGAGCUGAUGCACUCAGCUUUAGCAUGUCAUUUUUACAGCAUCCCUUUCCCAUCACACAAAUCCACUGAUGUGCUGCUUGCUUUGUGUUUUAAUUCUUUCUCUGCCUCUGUGCACUGUUUUCAAGUUCAGACUGAGUUUGGCAAAGGAGGGGCUUCUUUGUUCUCCUGUGCACACCCUGGGGGAUACACGCUGCUUUUGGAGACAUUCUCCUACUGGAGAGCAAAGACAACUAAAAACUUGAGAAAAUACAAAGAGCACUUAGGGCUCAAAUACAAAUCUACUGCAGCCCUGAGCCAAAGUGCACCAGAGUCAGAGGAUGUCUUUGCUGUUGAUUUCAGGUGGAUUUUGGACAGGUCUGCAUCCUGCUGCUGCCAAGUGCAGGCACAGCAGGACAUUGUCACCCACACGUUUGGCUGGUACCAGUUUGUGCUGGUGCUGUCCACGGCUCCAGGGCUGUGUCAGAGCUCCUGCCACAGGAUGGCUCCUCUCCCCAGAAAUGUGUAGCCUGGCCUUAAGCAUUUCCUCCUGGAUGAAAACUGGGAAGCAAAAUGAAGCAGUGUUUGGGGGUUGCCUUGGGGGCAGAGAAGGUGUUCCAAGCCCAUUUGCUCAUCUCUGAAUUCCAAAACUGGGAGAAGCUUUGUCUGCUGCUUGCCGGCACUUUCACCUUUCGCUGUAACUAAAGAAAACAUUUGUAUUUUAAAAAUGCAGCUUCAUAGGCUUCUUACCCACAAAACCAGCACACCAGAUACAAAAAGCAGCUGCUGUACAUGCAGGGUCUCCACCUUUCCCCAGAAGCUGCUCAGGGUGUGUCCUGUGCCAUGGGUCCAUAACUCGAGUGGCUCCUGCAGCUGCUCUGCUGGGGCUGGGUGUGAUCCAGAGCAGUGCUGGGAUCAGGCUGUGCCUGCCUGAGCUGCUCCUGUGUUACAGGCUCUGAGGAACCAGCUGGAUGUUAAUGGAUCUGUCUGCAGGGCUGUCUAAAUCAGGAGCAGCCUCUGACCUUAGAAGCGUGGCAGUGAAAGACCUUGUUCCAGCAUUUUCUUUGUAAUGUAUUGCAGUAACAAGCAGAAGAAAUGAAAUUAUAUUGAAAACUGUCUUUGGGUAACAGUUUCAUUUCAGCCACAAAAGGAGGGCUGACCUCACUUAGUACUGAGGCAGAAGUUUCUAGAUUUAAGUCCUGCACCCAGCAAACGCCUCAGUUUUUCCACCUCUACACUGGGAGUAACAAAUUCAUUCUAAAAGGGUAUGAAAGGCAUGAAAAGUAUAGGGCACUUUGAAACAGAUUCUGAGUAGUGGAAGUGAACAGAAUCACCCAAAAGCCAUCCCUCACCCUGGCUGCUGUGCUGGUCUGCUCCUGGCUCUAAGCCCUGUGUCAAUUUAUUUUAAGUGCUGUGUACCAGAACAUGGGUUGCAGGACAUACCUGGCACGAUCUUCUUCCUUCAGUGGGUGCAAGGGAACUUUUUUAACAUAAUGUGAAUGUAGUUUUUUGUGAUUUCUACGUACCACACUUUGAAGUGGUACUAUUUCUUUUCUUUUUAGGACUGAUAUUUUGAUGCUACAAUAACAUGAGAAGUGUGUGUGUAGUUUUAAAAUGAAUGGAGAGCAACAGCUUUAAGGCACUCUGGCAGUAGUGGCCAGACAGUAGAUUCUUGUUCAAUAUCUGCCCCUUUCUUCCAAAAUAUUUUUCCUGUGAUUUGCAGACACACCAAGACCUUCUUCAGUACAUGCAGAGUUUCUUCAGGGGGCUGUCAGAGCAUCAUGAUCCAGGUCAGGUUAGGAGAGUGCUGGGGGCAGUGCAUGCAGGUGCACGAUUGGACCUGUGUCUUUGGGCCUUGGUGGCUUCUCAGGGCUGAGAAUUUGCUUUUAGUCACCUAAACAGUGUAAACAUCACUGCUUGGUGGGUGUUGUUGCUGAAGAAAACAUUUUCUUGCUGAUUUGUCUCACCCUAGUUAGCUCUGUUGAAGGAGUUUGCCACCUUGUACCCAUUUUGUGUCCAGGUCACAAAAUACAGAUUGACUAGUAAGGUUGCCAGCCCAGGCUGUCACAGCGUUCAAAGUCAUAAAUAAAAAAUAAAUAAAAUAAAAUAAUAAUAAAUAAAUAAAUAAAUAAAUAAAUAAAUAAAAAGGAGAAGUCAGCAAAGGAUCAGUGUGGAUUUCUGGCUUGCCUGAAUUUCUCCCUUUAUGCCCAACAUUUUGGAAUAAAUGGGGAGCACUUCAGUUGAUGUUUUUGCACCCCACAGUCCCUUACUCACUUACAAAACUGGGAUGACAAUGAAAGCAGCAUAAGAAAGAUUCCAGUGAGGUUUUGGAUCCUCUCUCCCAGGGCUGUCCUGUAAGAGCAAUAAAGAGCAGUGCAGUUGCUGAGAGUGUGGCCAAGGCAGGAUCCCCAGGGGCAGCACAAUUAGGAACUUUUCCCUCUGAGCCCAUCAAGUCCCUUCACAGAGCAGUGGGCAGCCACAGAAGGGGAUGGUAACACCACAGGGCCUGACUGAGGUUCAGAUCUUGGGCUUUAAAGCAUCUCCAGUGUCUCACUGGUGUUCAGAGCUACCCAGAGCCUCUCCUACCCCACAGACUUUGCCAGGCAUCACAACAGAGGGGUAGCACUGCAGGAAUCCAUCACCCAAACUGUGCUUAGCAUUCCCAGAGCUGAGCUGGGCAUGCAGCUGGGUUCAGAUCACAGGGCUGGCUGUGUUCUCUCUGUAUUCCUGAUCUCACUUUCACCCAAAUCAGCAUUUCAUGCUCCAGGGGCAGCAGUGAGCAGGGGAUUCCAAGCUCCUGGAGCACAGGUCAGGGAGCAGCAGCUCAGGUGAGCCAGGGCACGCAGUCCCAGCUGCCCGUGGCUCUUUGUUCUGCACCAUCCACAAGAAUUCUGCCAAUGCAGCCCUGAUAAGCACACGGUGUUAAAGCCUGUGCUGUCCCAGCUCUGUAAUUCUUAGCCAUGCAAGCUGAAAAAAACAAGAUUUGCAAAUGAGUCUUUCUCCUCAAUUCUGCUCAGAAGAGCCCCACAAUUUCCCCUCCCUGUUCAAUUCCCCCAGGUGUCAGUUCUGGAGACUGGAUUGAGAGAGUUGUACUAUAAUGAAUAAUUUUAUAUUCAAAAGGUUUACUGAGCAUGAUUUGUUUUGUACAUAUUGGAAUAUGAUUUAACUUAUUUUUAUUGCCCCUCAAUCUUUUUUCUUUCCAUAAGGAGAAGACAAAAUCCCCAUCCUCUCUCAAUGUGAAGUUCCUCUGUGUUUAUGUGUAGCCUGCCAGUCAAACACACAACAGGCAGAGGAUUUCUCACCAUCCCUACAGCUAUCUGAUUUUGGUUUUCAUUGUCAUUUCUAUUCAUCUGGGACUUUGCUUAUAUUGUCUUUUCUUUCCUCUCUGCUGCACAGUCUGCACAGAGCAUGGAAAGGGCAAUGCAGGCAGGAUUUUCUUUUUCCUCCUCUCCCCUUUCCUGUGUGCUUUACUUACCAAGGAACUCAGUUCCUCUAGGAGUGGUGUGACUGAGGGUAAAAAAUACAACUGUCCCCCCCCUGCCCUCCAUCCUCCAUGCUGUAGAUCAGAAUGAUUCAGCUUCUCUGAGUGUGACUGUGGCUGGACUCAUUCCAUUGGGCUGAAUGUGUAUGGUUUGCACUUCCCCCCACCACUUCAGGAACUUAAAAACAACAAAAAAUAAAAGGCAACUGUUUAACUUGAGCCGAGUAACACUUAAAGCUUUAUAUAUUUAUUUAUAGCAUCUUACAAAAAGUGUUAAAAGGUUUUUUCUUCCACAAGGAAAAUAAAAUUUUAAAAAAUCAUCUAAUUGUUUUUUUGUCUAGAUCAAGGAUGAAUGUUAGCAGAUGAAAUAAACCCUAAAACUGA
Prinia subflava (tawny-flanked prinia) is the source of this 7140-nucleotide messenger RNA. It is a transcript of the gene HS6ST1, whose product is annotated as heparan sulfate 6-O-sulfotransferase 1. Gene Ontology annotation, cellular component: membrane. The record is from RefSeq and is a predicted model, not a curated record. The transcript has 2 exons. Gene Ontology annotation, molecular function: heparan sulfate 6-sulfotransferase activity. Bases 327 to 1553 code for a protein of 408 amino acids. NCBI's taxonomy places the organism in Eukaryota, Metazoa, Chordata, Aves, Passeriformes, Cisticolidae.